Messenger RNA from Leptonychotes weddellii (Weddell seal), 1918 nucleotides. RefSeq names its product F-box and leucine rich repeat protein 12 (gene FBXL12). Lineage: Eukaryota; Metazoa; Chordata; Mammalia; Carnivora; Phocidae. Gene Ontology annotation, molecular function: protein binding. The record is from RefSeq and is a predicted model, not a curated record.
GCCCCGGGGUCCCUCGUCACCGCCCCCGCCGCGCCUUCCGGACUUGGUCCGAGCCCCAGCCCCGACCCCAGCCUCGUCCGCGCCCCUAACCCCGCCUCCGGGUCGCGUCAGAGCCUCAGCCACGCCUUCCGUGCUAGGGCUUGGUUCCUAGGACCAUCCUCCGCGCUCGGUCCAGGUCGCCGGGACCCGACCAUGUCCCCGCCGGAGGAAAGCUGAAACUCUCCGCCCGCCGUCGGAGGCGGCGGCCACCGCCCUGCCGGCACCCCCGCCACCCGCUGGCGCCCCCGGGGCGAGAUCCCGAAUCCCCUCAGCCGCAAGCGGAAGUGCGUGUCGGCGGAUCAUGGCGACUUUGGCCGACCUGCCGGACUCAGUCCUGUUGGAGAUCUUCUCUUACCUCCCGGUCCGGGACCGGAUCCGCAUCUCCAGGGUUUGUCACGGCUGGAAGAGGCUGGUGGACGACCGGUGGCUCUGGCGACAUGUCGACCUGACGCUGUACACGAUGCGGCCUAAAGUCAUGUGGCACCUCCUUCGCCGGUACAUGGCAUCCCGGCUCCAUUCCUUGCGGAUGGGUGGCUACCUGUUCUCAGGCUCCCAGGCCCCCCAGUUGUCCCCCGCCUUGAUGAGGGCCUUGGGCCAGAAAUGCCCCAACCUGAAGCGCCUCUGCCUACACGUGGCUGACCUGAGCAUGGUGCCCAUCACCAGCCUGCCCUGCACCCUGAGGACCCUGGAGCUGCACAGCUGUGAGAUCUCCAUGGCCUGGCUCCUCAAGGAGCAGGACCCCACCGUGCUGCCCUUGCUCGAGUGCAUUGUGCUGGACCGUGUCCCUGCCUUCCGAGACGAGCACCUGCAGGGCCUGACACGCUUUCGUGCCCUGCGGUCACUGGUGCUCGGCGGCACCUACCGUGUGACAGAGACAGGGCUGGAUGCGGGCCUCCAGGAGCUGAGCUACCUGCAGAGGCUGGAGGUGCUAGGUUGUACCCUCUCAGCUGACAGCACCCUCCUGGCCAUCAGCCGCCACCUCCGAGAUGUGCGGAAGAUCCGGCUGACCGUGAGGGGCCUCUCUGCCCCUGGCCUGUCGGUCUUGGAGGGCAUGCCAGCCCUGGAGAGUCUGUGCUUGCUAGGCCCUCUCAUUACCCCAGAAAUGCCUUCCCCAGCUGAAAUCCUCUCUUCCUGCCUCGCCAUGCCCAAGCUCAGGGUCCUUGAGCUGCAGGGGCUAGGGUGGGAGGGUCAGGAGGCUGAGAGGAUCCUGUGUAGGGGACUGCCCCACUGUAUGGUCAUCGUUAGGGCCUGCCCCAAAGAGUCCAUGGACUGGUGGAUGUGACUACCACCUGUCCAUCUCAGCUUUCAUUGGGGAGCCCCACACCCUCUGAAUGGCACCUUGCAGAGGGCCUGUAGUCAGGCCGACAGGGCCUGAAAGCCACAGGUAGAGAGAACCGAGGCCUUGGGGCCUCCAGACAAUUGGAAUCCCUGUUUGCCAGUUGUUUGGCCUCUGUGGCAUCAGCCAGCCUCCUGGAGGGCCCGUCCCCACAUCUGGAAAUGGGGAAGAUCAUAGCUACCUCAUGGUUAUGUUGCAAAGCCUUAACUCUUUAGCAGCCCUGGGCCAAAAGGGUCCUUGAUGAAGGGUUGUUCUCAGGAACAGGAUGGAUGCAGAAGGGUAGGGCUAGGAGUUAGGGGGACCUGAGAGGCCAAGGCCCCUUAGGAGGCCUGGAAAGACUGUCUAUGUGCACCCACACACCGACACACCAUUGAUAGACCUACUUGCACACGAGGGACAUGAUGAGAAGCCAAUCAGGACUUAGGCUUUGAUAAUCAAAAAUGUUAAUGAAGGUUCUAAGUUGUAUUUUCAGUACUUGGUAUUCUGUAUUUUUCAAUUUUUCCACAAUAUAUAUUAUUUUGCUAUUAAAGAAAAAUAAUUUUU